Messenger RNA from Brachypodium distachyon (stiff brome), 1167 nucleotides. Its product is annotated as zinc finger SWIM domain-containing protein 7. Gene Ontology annotation, cellular component: Shu complex. The transcript is spliced from 4 exons. Gene Ontology annotation, biological process: double-strand break repair via homologous recombination. NCBI's taxonomy places the organism in Eukaryota, Viridiplantae, Streptophyta, Magnoliopsida, Poales, Poaceae. The record is from RefSeq and is a predicted model, not a curated record. The coding region runs from base 224 to 625 and encodes 133 amino acids. Gene Ontology annotation, molecular function: zinc ion binding.
CUGUGUAUACACAUUUGACAUUUUCUUGUUAGCUGGAUUACAGUUACCUGAAGUGAGAUCAUUUCUGCAAAAAAAAUGGCAUAAAUUGGUAUGUCAGACUGCGGUCCCGCUUGUCAGCCUCCGCCUCGACGCCUUCCUAGUCCCGGCCUCCGUUGCGUCAAAACAUCGAACAGCUUGCGCGCACGCGCCGCCCACCAGUUCAGUGAUCCGCCGCAACCGUCCAAUGUCCGGCGUCGCCCUCGCCGUCGCCGACGCGGUGUGGGAGCAGGUCAAGGCCGCGGGUCACGCCUCCGACGAGCACCUGUCCAUCCUCGAGCACCUGUUUGGAAAGAACAUGCUGCGGGCCUGCAAGAUCCUCGACGAGGGCGGCGUCCGCCGCGUCACCGGGGUGCCUAGCGGCCGCUCGCUCUUCCUGGUGAUGGGGGAGUCCAAGAGGAAGGAGGAGUACAUCUGCUUCCCGGAGCACCUCUGCACCUGCUACUCCUUCUUCUAUGACAUCGUCGGCCGGGGGGAGCAGCUCUGUUGCAAGCACCAAAUAGCAGCGCGGCUUGCGGAGGCUGUAGGAAAACACCAGGAAAUGGAGGUGACUGAUGAGGAGCUCGCUCACAUGCUUGCUAAGCUCUGAAUGUAUUGUUUGAGGAUUUCACUGAUGCACGUAAUGUUUUUGAAUGUCUGUCUUUUAAGGGGUUCCCUCACAAAUACUCCCUCCGGUCCAAAUUAAUUGUCGCAGCUUUGGUCACAUUUGGUCUGUUUAGGUUCGCUCAUUUUGAAAAAAAGCUGCGAUCAGAGGGUAUUCUUAAAAGACCGAGCUCAGCAUAGUGAAGUAUUCUUAUCAACUUGGUAAGAUACUUCUAAAUGAAUGAGUUUCUCGGAAAAAAAAGGUUGCUCAAAAAUGAGAUUAAAAAAAAGUUAUUCCUGAAUGCUAGGUUUUCACUAUAUAGGCUUUCAAAAUCCUUUGCCCACAGUGGUAUGCCACGUGAACUUGUAUGGAAAAGGUGUGCAAGAAGCAAUGGUAAAAUCUUCAGCAUUAGGAUAUCAUCAUCUUCCCUCUUUUAUUGAUCAGUCAGUAUUACCUUCUUUUCUUGUUGUAUUAAUGGGCUAACUUACAAGAACGAGGCGAGAUGUGUGAAACUGUGGUUCUUUGAUUCCUAUGCACUGGUCGCUAAA